AUGAAAUCUUUUUUUUGUCAGGCAAUUAUUUCAAAUCAAUUAAAUGAUACUAUUAAAGACUCUCAACGUGCUAAACAAGCAGUUGAUAAUUAUUCAUUUCCUGUUCAAUCAAUGAUUCAACAAAUCGAUGGUACUGUUAUUAGUAAAGUCAAUGCAAAUGAUUUAUUAAAUGUAGAUUCAACAUCUGAACAAUUUCUAAAUAUAAUUUCUGAUGGUAUUGAUACUGCAACAAAACGAUACAUUCAAUUUUUAGAGCAAGCUCUUAAUCGACAAAAAUAA
Molecule: messenger RNA, 279 nt
Organism: Adineta steineri
Lineage: Eukaryota; Metazoa; Rotifera; Eurotatoria; Adinetida; Adinetidae
Source: the annotation of a GenBank genome assembly